Theobroma cacao (cacao) is the source of this 2710-nucleotide messenger RNA. Its product is annotated as O-fucosyltransferase 19-like. Lineage: Eukaryota; Viridiplantae; Streptophyta; Magnoliopsida; Malvales; Malvaceae. Gene Ontology annotation, cellular component: cytoplasm. The record is from RefSeq and is a predicted model, not a curated record.
CCCUCAUUCCGCCUCCCAAUGGGCAAUCGUCAUGCUUUCUAGAGAGAGGGAAAGGGCAGGAAAAAGCCAAAAGCGUAAAAGUCUAUAUAUAAAAGAAGAAGAAACCUUUCGCACCUCUGGUUCUACCGAGCAUUGCGGAAACUCUCCCUUCCCUCCUUUUCCUCCCCCUCGCUCUCUUUCUCUCUGUCUUUUGUUUCCUUCUUUUUCCUUUCAGUCCGAGUUGUUUCUUUCUUCUUAUUUAUUUUCUGCGUGCUUUUUUUUUAAAAACUUCCGGCGAUAGGAUGUCGUCGGGAGGUGCAAACAACUCGGCAAACGGGAGCCCGAUACAAGGGGGACCCACCACUGCAAGGAGACGCGUGGGGGAUCUUCUAGGAGCGGAGUCCGACAGCAACAAUAUAUCAUCUGGUUCGGACUAUUUCGCCCUCGCCUCUGACGAUGAGGAAGCCGACAACUCCAACGGUUACAUUCCCUCCUGUUCAUGCGGGUCCCAUUACUCGCAGCAACACCACCACCAAAACCACCCCGUGAUCAGGUACCUGCUGCUUCGAAGGAAGUUGUUGUUCUCUUGGGUGCCCGAUGCGUGGUUCAUCUGGGUUGACAACACGUGUCAUGGGGCGGUUAAUAUGGCUCAGAGUUUGAGAUCCGGCAGGAACGUGGGCCGUAAGGUCCUCGGGGUCCUGUUGUUGAUGGCGGUUGUUUCCUUUUUUUUAAAGGUCUCGCUUCUUAGUAGUCACGUCGAGGAUAACGGCAAAUUGAAAGGAGAAAAAGGACCCUUGAUCUUGCAGACGAUUAAAGAGGAUUGGUCCUUGGCACAACGCGUUGUAGCCGAGACCCACACCGAACCUGAGACCGAACACUCCAUGCCCAAACGCGUUCUUGAAAGGGUCUCUACCCCAGAAAUUUGGAUGAAACCAAACAGUGACAAUUAUCAGCAAUGUAUAUCCCGACCUAAGAAUCGAAUAAGGACUGGAUCAAAGACCAAUGGUUAUAUUAUCGUUCAUGCCAAUGGUGGACUGAAUCAAAUGAGAACAGGAAUAUGUGAUAUGGUUGCUGUUGCCAAGAUAAUGAAUGCCACCCUGGUUCUUCCUUCUCUUGACCAUGAGUCAUUCUGGACGGACCUGAGUGAUUUUAAGGACAUUUUUGACUGGAGGCACUUCAUCAAUGUACUAAAAGAUGAUAUUGAGAUUGUUGAGUAUCUACCCGUUAAGUACUCAGGGAUAAAGCCCCUUGCAAAGGCCCCUGUUUCCUGGUCAAGGGCUAGUUACUAUAGAAGAGAGGUGCUCCCACUACUAAAGCGGCAUAAGGUGAUCAAGUUCACGCACAGUGAUUCACGGCUUGCUAAUAAUGGCCUUGCACCCUCCAUUCAAAGGCUUAGGUGCCGUGCGAAUUAUGAGGCUCUCCGGUAUACAAAAGAGAUAGAGGAUCUUGGCAGGACUUUGGUUGAUAGACUAAAGAACAAUAAUGAGCCAUACAUUGCUUUACACUUAAGGUAUGAGAAGGAUAUGCUUGCAUUCACGGGCUGCAUCCAUAACCUUACGGUAGAAGAGGCUUCUGAACUCACGGUUAUGAGAUACAACGUUGAACACUGGAAGGUGAAAGAGAUAGAUGGUGUAGAACAGCGACUUAAAGGCGGAUGUCCAAUGACCCCUAGAGAGGCAGCCAUGUUCCUCAAGGCGAUGGGUUACCCUUCCAGCACCCCUAUCUACAUUGUUGCAGGAGAGAUUUAUGGCCAAAAUAGCAUGGCAGCUUUCCGUGCAGAGUAUCCAAAUGUCUUCACUCAUUCUACUUUGGCAACUGAAGAAGAGUUGGAGCUGUUGAAGCCAUAUCAGAAUCGCCUUGCUGCCUUGGAUUAUAUUGUGGCACUUGAAAGUGAUGUAUUUGUUUAUACCUAUGAUGGGAAUAUGGCUAAAGCAGUACAGGGGCACAGACGGUUUGAAGGAUUUCGAAAGACCAUCAACCCUGACAGAGUAAAUUUUGUCAGACUCAUUGAUCAGCUGGAUGGGGGUGUAAUAUCUUGGGAACAGUUUUCUUCGGAAGUAAAGAGUUUACACUCGGACAGGCUUGGAGCACCGUACCUAAGAAGGCCAGGAGAGUCACCACGACUGGAGGAGAAUUUUUAUGCAAAUCCCCUUCCUGGGUGCAUCUGUAACAGAUCUCGGGAGCAGCAAAUUAUCAGCCUGAAGUUCGACAAGAACUUGAAUUCAGUUCGAAGAUAGUGGCUUUUGUCGGUUGAAUUAUACACUGCCUUUUGCAGGAUGGCUGAUAGGGUUUCUUGAAUUAAGGUGCUUUCUCCUAUUAGGACACUUGCAGCAGCCACCAACAGGGCUGAGAUAUCAUAUGGUUUGAGAUUGCUCACGUGGUUUGAUGUCGGUUGAAUUACACAGUACCAGUUCCAGUUUUGUUAAGAGGACAUAACCAGCAACUUAGGGAAGCAGAGACGAUGUAUAAUUCUGAGGCAAAUCAGGUUAGUCAUACAGGUGCACACCCAUAUAUGUCAAAGUGGAACCACAGUAUUUGAUUUAUUCAUUAUUUUUUCAAUAAUUUGGUUGUAAAAAUCGUUUGCCAAAUUAGCCUUUUACAAAGUCAGAUGCAACAUCUGAAAUAGUACAUAAUGGAGAUUUGUUUCCCAAAUGUUCCGAGCAGAUACCAUAUCUUACUCUCAGCUUUAUUUUCUUUCUUGCAAUACAAGCACUCUAUCAAAUUACCUAUA